GGAGUUACAUUACCUGGCUUGUGGCUGCUCCUAAUGACGUUGCUGCACUACAAGGAAGAUCAUUUUCAAGCGUGAUGAAGUCAGAGAAGGAUCCUGAAGAGGAAGAAAAUAUCGUUAGCGAUCGGAGCCAGGGGUAGCCAGCAUGAAGCCUGUAGAGCCGGCAGAGGUGUAGAGGCGACAGUCGCUUGUUAGGAGUUUGUCUGAGGCUCGCUUUGUGAGCUGCAAGAGAUUUGUAAUCCAAUGCGAAGUAGUCUGCUGUUAGCAACCAGAAACUGAAGCCUGUCUAUGAUGAACUGUUGGUUUUCAUGUGCUCCUAAGAACAGACAGGUAGCAGACUGGAACAAAUAUGAUGACCGAUUGAUGAAAGCAGCAGAAAGGGGAGAUGUAGAAAAAGUUUCCUCAAUCCUUGCUAAAAAGGGGGUCAGUCCAAGCAAACUAGAUGUGGAAGGCAGAUCUGCCUUCCAUGUUGUGGCCUCAAAGGGGAAUCUCGAGUGUCUGAAUGCCAUUCUCAUACAUGGAGUUGAUAUUACAAGCAGUGACACUGCAGGGAGAAAUGCUCUUCACCUGGCUGCAAAGUAUGGACAUGCAUUGUGUCUGCAAAAACUUCUACAGUACAAUUGCCCCACGGAGCACGUCGACCUCCAGGGGAGAACUGCACUCCAUGACGCAGCUAUGGCAGACUGUCCUUCGAGUAUCCAGCUCCUGUGUGACCACGGCGCCUCAGUGAACGUGAAAGAUGUGGAUGGGCGGACACCGCUUGUUCUAGCCACUCAGAUGUGUAGGCCAGCAAUAUGUCAACUGCUGAUAGAUAGAGGGGCGGACAUUAACUCCAAAGACAAACAAAACAGAACUGCUCUCAUGCUGGGCUGUGAGUAUGGCUGCAGAGAUGCUGUGGAAGUCUUAAUUAAAAACGGUGCUGAUGUCACUUUGCUGGACGCCCUUGGCAAUGAUUGUUCUUACUAUGCAAGGAUUGGUGACAAUCUGGACAUUCUCACCUUACUGAAAAAUGCCUCAGAAAAUACGUACAAAGGGAAAGAACCUUGGAAGAAAGGGCCAUCUUUACAACAGGUGAGCCUGGCAAGCUACCGAGAGUAUCCCGCCCGCACAGCAGAGCCUGGCAAGCUCCUCGUGACAUAUUCAGAUAUGCCAAAAACAGUAACAACUGGGGCUGGAGCGAUAGCACAGCAGCGAAAUUUGACACACUUUCUAGAUGAAGUAAAUAUGAAGUCAAAUCAGAGGGAUCAUCAAAACACUCAGGACCUGGAGAUUGAAAAUGAAGAUUUGAAAGACAGGUUAAGAAAAAUUCAGCAAGAACAGAGAAUAUUAUUGGAUAAGGUCAAUGGUUUACAACUACAGCUCAAUGAGGAAAUUAUGGUUGCUGAUGAUCUGCAGAGGGAGAAAGAAAAGCUGAAGUCACUUUUGGCAACUAAAGAAAAACAGCAGGAAGAAAGCUUAAGAACUAUUGAGGCUCUGAAAAGUAGAUUUAAGUGUUUUGAGGGUGAUCAUUUAGGAUCAGGGAUCCAUUACAGUAACCGAAAAGAAGAUAUGCUUCUUAAGCAAGGUCAGAUGUUCCCCACAGACUCACAGUGUGCUUCCUCAAGUAUACCAGGCCACAUGCAGAGCAGGUCUAUGUUAAGGCCACUGGAGCUGUCCCUCUCCAAUCAAGCCUCAUAUUCUGAACACGAGAUGCUCAAGAAGGAGUUAGAAGCCAUGAGGAACUUCUACGAGUCUGCCAAGCAGGACCGGCUCCAGCUCCAGAAUGAGCUUGCUCACAAAGUGGCCGAGUGCAAAGCUCUCAACUUAGAAUGUGAACGCGUCAAGGAGGAUUCUGAUGAGCAGAUCAAACAGCUGGAGGAUGCAUUGAAAGAUGUGCAGAAGAGGAUGUAUGAGUCUGAAGGAAAAGUCAAACAAAUGCAGACACAUUUUCUUGCCCUGAAAGAGCAUCUCACGAGCGAGGCAGCCACCGGGAAUCACAGGCUCGUGGAGGACCUGAAGGAACAGGUGAGAGACAUGAAAGCGAAAUAUGAAGGUGCCUCAGCAGAAGUGGGCAAGUUACGGAACCAGAUCAGACAAAACGAGAUGCUAAUAGGGGAGCUGAAGAGGGAUGAAGGCAGGCUGAAAGAAGAAAACAAGCAAUUGCAGAAAGACGUGAGUAUGGGCGAGGCGGAGCAAGAAAAAAAGUGGAGGAGGGCCACCGAGGUGGAAAGCCAGCUAAAGGACCUGUCGGCAAAGCUGUCGCUCUCCAUUCCGGCAGAGAAAUUCGAAAACAUGAAGAGCUUAUUAUCUAAUGAAAUCAACGAGAAAGCGAGAAAGAUCGCCGAGAUGGAAAGGGAAUACGAGAAGUCGCACUGUGAAAUUAGACAAUUAAAGAGAGAACUUGAGAAUGUUAAGGCCAAGCUUGCUCAGCAUGUCAAACCAGAGGACCACGAGCAGCUGAAGAACAUAGCAGAGAAAAAGUCUGGGGAGCUUGGGAAAAAGAUCACUGAAUUAACAUUGAAAAAUCAGACAUUGCAAAAGGACAUGGAAAAGUUGUGUCUGGAUAAUAAUCUCCUCAGUCAGCAAGUACAUAGCUUAAAGAUUGAAAUGAAAAAUCACUAUGUUCCUCUAAAAGUAAGUGAAGAGAUGAAAAGGUCCCAUGGUGCGAUUGUUGAUGACCUGAAUAAAAAGUUCUUAGAUAUAACACAGAAGUAUACAGAAAAGAAGUUGGAAAUGGAGAAAUUGCUGAGGGAAAAGGACAAUUUAUCUAAGAGCGUUAGUCACCUGGAGACUGUAUUCAUACCGCCCGAGAAGCAUGAAAAAGAGAUAAAGGCCCUGAAGUCCAAUAUUGUUGAACUUAAAAAACAGUUCUCUGAACUGAACAAGAAGUGUGGGGAAGACCAAGAGACAAUACAGUCGCUCAGGUCUGAAAACACUAACUUGAAAACGACUCUGAGUAACCAGUACGUGCCAGUCAAGACCCACGAAGAGGUGAAGAGCGCACUGAGCAACACACUGGAUAAAACCAACAGAGAAUUGCUGGACGUGAAGAAAAAAUUGGAAGACAUGAGUCAGCAGUUCAUGAGCUUAAAGGAUAAGAACGAAAUACUGAAAAGAAACCUGGAAAACACCCAAAACCAAAUAAGAGCGGAGUACAUUAGCCUGAAGGAGCACGAGGAGAAGAUGAGCGCUGUAAAUCAGAGCAUGAAGAAGGUGGAGGAUAGAAGUGCGGAGAUUCUCGCUGACUACCAGAAGGGCCAAGCCAAGAUUGUGACGUUGCACGCGGAAAUGGAAGCCCAGAAGAAGGAACUCGACACCAUCCAGGAAUGCAUCAAGUUAAAGUAUGCACCCAUCAUCAGCUUCGAAGAGAGUGAGAGAAAAUUUAAAGCCGCCGAGAAAGAACUGAAAGAACAGCUGUCUGAACAGACACAGAGGUGCAGGGCCAGGGAGGAAGAGACGAAGAAAAGCAAGCAAGAGAACGAUGCCUUGAAGGAGGAGAUCCUCAGUCUGCAGAAGGAUGUAAGGGAGAAGAACCUUCUUGCUGAGAAUUCUAGAGAAGUGGAAAGAGCUUUAAGCAGGAAGACAGAAGAGCUCAACAGUAAGUUCAGAGACCUGUUGGAGAAACACACUGAAGCAAAGAAGGAGAAAGAGAAGCUUGUGGGAGAAAAUGCCAAACAGGCGUCUGAGCUUUUGGCAGCGCAGACGCUUCUGCAGAAACAACAAGCGACACUGGAACAGGUCGAGACCCUAAAACAGUCUCUGAAUGGUACGAUUGAGAAUCUAAGGGAAGAACUUAAGAACAAGCAGCGGUGUUAUGAGAAGGAACAGCAGACAGUCACCCAGCUGCAGCAGAUGUUAGAGAAUCAAAAGAACUCCUCUGUGCCCCUGGCUGAGCAUUUGCAGAUUAAAGAAGCCUUUGAGAAAGAAGUGGGACUCAUAAAAGCCAGCUUGAGAAGAAAGGAAGAAGAAAGCCAGAACAAAACGCAAGAAGUCUCCAAACUUCAGACUGAGGUGCAGAAUACUAAGCAAGCCUUAAAAAAUCUAGAGACCAGGGAGGUGGUUGAUUUGUCCAAAUACAAAGCAACAAAAAGUGAUUUGGAGGCACAAGUUUCCAACCUAAGUGAAAAGCUGGCCAAUCUGAAUAGGAAAUAUGAAGAAGUGUGUGAGGAGGUUUUGCAAGCCCAAAAAAGGAAACUGUCAGCAAAAGAUGAGAAAGAAUUGCUACAUUUCAGCAUUGAGCAGGAAAUCAAAGACCGGCAGGAACGGUGUGAUAAGUCCUUAACAACCAUCACGGAGUUGCAGAGGCGAAUACAGGAUUCUGCUAAAGAGAUUGAAGCAAAGGAUAAUAAGAUAACUGAGUUGCUUAACGAUGUGGAGAGACUAAAGCAGGCCCUCAACGGCCUCUCGCAGCUCACCUACGCCAGCGGGAGCCCCAGUAGGAGGCAGAGCCAGCUGGUGGACAGUCUGCAGCUCCAAGUGAAGACUCUGCAGCAGCAGCUGGCUGAUGCUGACAGACAGCACCAAGAAGUAAUUGCGAUUUAUCGGACACAUCUUCUUAGUGCCGCACAGGGUCACAUGGAUGAGGACGUGCAGGCAGCCUUACUCCAGAUCAUUCAGAUGCGGCAGGGGCUGGUGUGCUAGCGUCGGGCUCAUGCAGCCCGACUCCUGCCCUUCCUGCUGGUGCUGAGCUUUUGCCGCCACAGGGCCUUACUGUGACAGUGUCAUGGAAAUAAAGCAUACUUUGUUCCACCCGUAGGGUCUCUUAGUGAGAUGACUCUCUUUCUGAGUUUUCCAGCAUCACUCCCAACCUUCCGUGCUUUCUCUAGAUGUUCAGCCCACAGCGAGACCCACAACCUGUUAUUUUGCCUUGGACGGGCUACAUAUUUCUAAACUGUUGAGCCCCUCUUAAAACAGGGGCCAUUGACUGGGUCCCCUGGGAAAGGGGUUAGGCUUAAAUAAUCAUGUAAAUAUUUCUUAAAAUUGAUUUGGUGGCAGCCACUUUUAAGUGGAUCCAAACAUCUUUUAGGUCUUCAGAUGAGCCAUGAGACCUAGUGAGAUUUCAAGGAAUACUUGCAACUUGGCUGGCCAGGUUGCAUUUUUUUUUUUUAUUGAAAUAAUGAGUGUCUUUGACUUUUUUGAGGUACUGAUAGUUUUCUUCUUACACUUAAAACUUUUGUGCCUUUUAAAAUACUUUCUUGUCAGAAAUGGUUUGCAGUGCAAAUUAGAUUAAGAACAAGGCAGGGGUGGAAUAUAUUGGGAAUUUAUAGUAAAACUUCCUCAUAAUCUCUACAAACAGUUAUCUUAAUUUUAACUUGUGGUGACUUUUCUUGCCACAGUAUUUAGAGAACUAUGAUAAAUGAUAAUACUAGAUUUCUCAAAGUGUCAAAAAUGUUAGACUUGUUUUAGCAAUUACUUUGACAUUUGCUACUAUAGUAACCAAGUCCUCAUUAUACAUUCAUUCUCCAAAUGUUUCCUACUUAUUUAUAGGAAAAUUGCACUAAUGAGAUUAAUAAUGUGAAAUGCAGUUUUCUUACAAAAUUAGCAUUAGAGAAUUGGUUUUAGAAAAUAGAUCUUUAAGGUUAUGACAGAAGUGCAAUAAUACAGUAAACUAAAAAUAUACAUAGCAAAAAAAAAAUAGACCAGUUCACUAUUUAUAGAAUUCUCUAGUGUAAUCAGCCAUUUUUAUUAACUACACCUCAUUAAGGAAAAUUUGUUUUGCAAAUUUUAUUAAUAUUUUGUUUACCAUUCAGAUUGAAAGAUACUAAUUUGUUAGCAAAUAAAAGAAAUUAGUAAUUUAGGUAGGUUUUCUGGAAUUGUAAAAUGUGCCUUAGCAUACUGAACCAGAUUUUAUAAAAUGCUGUUAUUGUAUAAUAAUGACAGAUAACCAUCAAAAAAAGCUUUCCCACAAAAGUUAAGCCAUCAUUUUUUUUUAACAGUCUGGAAGCAAAACAGUGAAAAGUCAGGAUUGGGUCUAAUUUCAUUUCUUUUUAAGUGAAAAUAUCCAGUUUACACGGCAACAUUUGGAUUCUUUCAUUUAUGUUUUAUGUUCCUCUUCAGGGAUAGUUUUGAUUCAUGAAUUUUAGGUCACAUAUUGAAGCUCUAUAGAGUAGAGCAAAGUUCUCAAGUGAGUACUCACAUUUCAAUGUUGGAUCUUCCUCAUUAAGGGAAGGGAAACGUGUAUUUUAUCUUGUCUUCAAUGAUCAAUAAAAUGUUCUCUGUGGAAAGGUGUUUUGAACAUGCUUGUAAAGAUUUAUAAGCCAAGCCAGUCCAUUGUAUUGUCUUUCGGAGGAUGGUGUUGAGAAGAUGGUGUGCAGAUCACGGAGGAUGACAUCCAUUUCUAGUCCAUUUUCAGCUAUGUGGAGAGAAGUAUCAGAACACCCUCCUUGAAUUAAUCCCAGUUUCCCAUUCACUCACCUUUUGCUA
Molecule: messenger RNA, 6399 nt
Organism: Sorex fumeus (smoky shrew)
Lineage: Eukaryota; Metazoa; Chordata; Mammalia; Eulipotyphla; Soricidae
Gene: UACA
Product: uveal autoantigen with coiled-coil domains and ankyrin repeats
Exons: 20
Coding region: 286-4617 (1443 amino acids)
Molecular function (GO): actin binding
Source: RefSeq, a predicted model, not a curated record